GUGCGUGUUUAUAUGCACCCUGAGCACAGUAAAAAAGAAAAGAAGGGAAAAGUGAAAAGGCAAAAGAUGAAACAACACUGUUUUUUUAACAACAGUGCCUGUGUUUUAUACAAAGCCCAAAUACAGAAUGCCAAGUGAAACUACAUUUCCUAGCAUCGCUCGUUAUGAAAGUUUCCUUCUUAUUGGCCCCCUUUGAGAACUGCAUUUCCCAGCAUUCCCCGCGGAGCCAGUUAUGCUUGAAGCAUUUGCUUUUCGUAGCUUAGCGCGAUUCUUUUGCCGGAGGCGGGCCUGGGGUGGCUACGAAUAACAAUAUCGCUACUGAGAGACUCGACCAUGGCUGACAGCGGGGACUACGGUUCCCCCUCGAGCCCACUCUCAGAUCCUGGACCGCCUCCUGCUGCUACCACUACUACGCCGCCUCCACUUCCACGCCUGGAGAAGCCGCUGCGCCAGGCCUUCUACAAUACGGGGGCGCUAGUGCUGGCCGGGCUGUGCUGCGGGGCGGCUGUGCUGGUCUACUUCAUCCUGGAGGCCUUCCUGAGGCCGCUCCUGUGGGCCGUGUUAUGCGGCACUUUCUUGCACCCGUUUAAGAGCUCGCUAACGACGCUGGGCCGGGACUGGCUCCGUCGGCUCCGGCGUUCCGGCACGCCAGUCCUCUUGGCCACUUUUUUGCUACCGCUCUGCUGUGUGAACGCUGCCGCGGAGUCCUUGGGCAGACAGGUCCUUAAGCGCGGCCGGCUGCUCCUGCUCCUGGGUGCUGGAGGACCCGCUUUCUACCUCCUCUACGCCCUCGGAAGUUCCCUUGGAGUCCAGGUCGCGCUGUCCCAGGCCGCUGCUGUCAUCUGGCGAGGGCUGGACUACUUCAGUAGCCUCUGGAUAUGGACCUUGAUAGCAGGCUAUCUUUUGACUGUAUUUUUCAAGUGGAAUCCAAACACUGAACAUUACUUGAGAACAAUCUCUCUUCCUAUCUGGAUUAUCCUGCUCUUCCAUUUGGCGUCUGCUGCUGGCUCUUGGAGGAUUCCAGUAUUUCUCCUUAUAGUUGUGUUAAUGACUGUAGGAAUGUUGCAUGAGCAACCAAGUGGAAACGAGUCUUCAGGGACAGAACUUCCUGGUCAGAUGAUUUCCAUUGCAACAUCUACAAUUGCCAUGGCAAUAUCUGUUACAGGAUAUGAAUUAAGUAAUGAAGAACAUCCAUUACAACCUUCAGAAAGUGUUGAUUCUACUUCAUCUUCUUCACCUUCUCCAUCCACUGUGAGUGGUAGACAGAGACCUGCGAUUGGAGCACUGCUUAAAAAGAAGAAAACUAGUGAAAUCUACUUUGUAUUACUUGCAUGGGCUAUUGUUAUAGUCCAGAUCUGGUUGAAUUUCUGGAUAAUUCAGUUGCUGCCAGUGCCUGUUGCAGUGUGGGUUCUCAAAAAACUUGUGGUACACUUUGGAGUAGUGACGUUCCUUAUGAGUCACUGCAGCAGCUGGUGGAAUGUCCUGGAAGGCUUCCUGAAAGAGCGUCAGGAGGCUCUUGCACCACGACCAAUCAAAGGGCUUGGAAGAGUCAUACUAAAACUAGAUAGUAAGCUGUGGCAUUGGCUUAAUAAGAAGAUAAUUGUGUGGUUGGAGAAAACGCUAGAUAAAAUCAUUAGCAUUUUUAUUAUAUUUGUGCUAGUGAUCGGAACACUCCUGCUAGCUCUGCUCCUCACAGCAAAGGUACAUCAAGAAAGUGUACAUAUGAUUGAAGUCACAAGCAAUUUGAUCAAUGAAACUGUAGCUAAUCACCCAGAAUGGGCCAACUGGCUUCCUGAAGCUCAGGUGAUUCAAAAAGCUCUGAAUUCAGCUGCCAGUGAUGUAUACCAGUAUGGUCGAGAAUGGAUAACGCAUAAGCUCCAUAAAAUACUAGGAGAAAAAGUGAAUAACACUGCUCUGAUUGAAAAGCAAGUUCUGGAGCUCUGGGACAGACUGUAUCAUUCUUGGUUUGUGAAAAAUGCAACUCAUUCAGGAAGACACAAAGGACACAAGCAUCAUUUAAGCCGUCAAAACAGCUGGCCAAGUGACAUGCUUGAAUGGCAAGAUGUUGCUUCCUUCAUUCAUGAGAACAUUGAGACAUUUCUUUCAAUUCUGGAAUCCCUCUGGAUAGUGAUGAGUCACAACAUGGGUCUCCUUUUUACUACAGUUACAACUUUAGUAACUAUUCUCUUCUACAGUGGUACGGCUCUUCUCAAUUUUGUACUCUCACUGGUGAUUUUUCUGACCACACUGUUCUACCUUUUAAGUUCCAGUGAUGAAUAUUACAAGCCAGUGAAGUGGGUGAUCAAUUUGACUCCCUUAUCACAGCCUAGCCCUUCAUCAAAUAUAGUUGGCCAGUCUGUGGAGGAGGCGAUAAGAGGUGUAUUUGAUGCAUCCCUCAAAAUGGCUGGGUUUUAUGGACUGUACACCUGGCUGACCCAUACCAUCUUCGGAAUUAACAUUGUCUUCAUACCCUCAGCAUUGGCAGCAAUUCUUGGAGUUGUUCCAUUUCUGGGAACAUACUGGGCAGCCAUACCUGCAGUUCUAGACCUCUGGCUUGUACAAGGAGCAGGAUGUAAAGCAGUACUUCUCUUGGUUUGCCAUCUAUUGCCAACGUAUUUUGUAGACACGGCAAUCUACUCUGAUAUAUCUGGAGGUGGUCAUCCAUACCUGACAGGUCUUGCAGUAGCUGGCGGAGCAUAUUAUCUAGGGCUGGAAGGAGCCAUCAUAGGGCCCAUACUCCUUUGUAUCCUUGUGGUUGCCUCCAACAUCUACAGUGCUAUGCUUGUGAGCCCAACAAACACAUUGCCCACACCAUCACAAAUGCCUUGGCCUUUGCAGAUAUACCGACGAGCAAGUGUCAUGAUCCAUAGCCAUGAACCUCCAUCCACCCUGGAGGAGUCCACAGACCAGGAAGGAGUCAGAGUGCAAGAACCCCAACCCUCCUUUUCACAGCCUGAAGACACUGUGCUGCCCUCAGACUCAGAAUCUGAUGAAUCUGCCAGUGAAACUAAGGCAUCCUUGUCCUGUCAGAGCCAGAUACAAGGCAGCAGGCCAUCUAGAGAAAACACCGAGGAAUUGAAAAUUACCACAGAGUGACAGUUGCAGUGUUGCAUCUAUUCUGUGGGAAGAAUACCUGUUUCUUCUGUGCGUGUUGAGCUCAGGAGAGCACUGGACUUUGGUUCUUUUUCCAGCUGUGCCUAGUAACAGCUUUCACUGAAGCUGCAUUUGCUUACAAGCAGACCCAUUAACACAUAUGUUGCCUUAGGUCAUUAUGUACAAUGCCUUUGCAAGUUGAAAGUUUUUACUAUUUUUUGUUUAUUGUGCAGCCCUUUGAUUUGGGAUACUUCUGUUUGCCAAACCUAGGUUGUGGCCUGCUGAAAUUUGGUAUUUAUAUUUUUGAUUAUGUUCGUAAUUAGAUUUCAGAAGUUCAAAUCUCAUGCUCUGAGAAUAUUUACUUUGACGGCUAUCCAUAUUUGUAGAGCUAUUAAGCCAUUAAAGUCUAGCACUUGCUAAAAGUAAAGUAUAUUUUUGUGCUACUCUUUAACAGAUUUCUGAAGGCAACCUUAUAGGCAUCUUUAAAAUCAAUGACAUUCGCUGAUAGUAUGACAGCAAUAUUGAUCCUGUCUGAAUGACUAAUAAUAAUAGUUAUGUAAAACCUAUAGAAUUAUGUUCUGUGUUGCGCUUGGGAGAAUGUUUGGUUAAAACAGCUUCAUGAUUAAUUUUUUCAGCUAAUCUCAUUUUAAAUAAAUUGUUCUCCUGUGGAACAAUUUGGAAGACCUAAUCAGUGCACCAAAGUCAAAACAGACAGUGUUCUCAAAUAAUUAAUGCAGUUUACCAAAGCACUUAAAUCAUUUCUGGGAAAUGGAUAUCUAGUUCUUAACCAUUAUUAAAGACCAGGGUAUGUUACAUUAGAUUUUUUUAAAAGUAUUAGCAAAUAAUAAAUUCAGGUGGAAGGAGAAAUGUGUUUCACAAAUUCUCUGUGUACAGGACUGAAGAAUUGCUGCUAUAUACUGUACAAUUUAAAGUGUAUAGUAGAGAUAUGUCGAAUGCUUAUUACAAAUUCUAGACUUGAAAGAGUGACUUGUUAGCACUAAAAUAAAUAAGGGCAGUUUUGUGGGUUAAAGUCAAGAGUAGACAAACUAAACACACUUGAAAGUACUUAUUUAGUUUAAGACAAAGCUACCGGCAAACACUUUUGAUGACUAUACUUAUUUUAACCAAAGUAAAACUAUAAUGUUAAAAAGUCUACUUCCAGUUUUAGUCUUAGUUUCUAGACUACUAGACUGCUUAUGGCGUGCAUUUUGAUUAGGACUAUUGUUGGCGUACCAAUCACCCUGCUGCACAACAGACUCCCUAACUGAGCUGAUGGACUUGGCCACGGAGUUGGCAUCAGAGUCAACUAGACUACUGGUAGUGGAGGGCUUUAAUGUUCACUUUGGGACCAGGUUGUCAGGAGUGGCUCAGGAGUUUGUAGUGGCCAUGACAACUAUGGGUCUCUCUCAAAUGGUUUCAGGACCAACUCAUGUUGCUGUUCAAAUGCUCAUUUAGUCUCUUACUCCAGGUGGUGUUCCAUGGGUGGGGACUCCAGUGAUUUCACCAUUGUCAUGGAUGUAUCACCACCUGGUUAACUUUGGAUUCACAACCACAACCCACUUCUGCAGUGGUGAAGGACCUACUACUAGAAUGGUCUGCCUGAGAAAGUUAUUGGAUCCAAUAGGAAUCCAAGAAGCCUUGGAAGGUUUUAGAGCUGACUUUGCCAGUGUUUAUGUUUAUGAGAAAGAGAGCCAGCGUGGUGUAGUGGUUAGAGUGCUGGACUAGGACCAGGCAGACCCAAGUUUAAAUCCCCAUUCAGCCAUGACACUAGCUGGGUGACUCUGGGCCAGUCACUUCUCUCUCAGCCUAAUCUACUUCACAGGAUUGUUGUGAGGAGAAACUCAAAUAUGUAGAACACUGCUCUGGGCUCCUUGGAGGAAGAGCGGGAUAUAAAUGUAAUAAUAAUAAUAAUAAUAAUAAUAAUAAUAAUAAUAAAAAUUCAGCCAUCCCAGGUCCUUGGGAAGGACUCGAUGUCUGGAUAAAACAAACCAGUCAAUAACACCUGUCUGACUGUGUAAACAAUAAUAAAUAAUAAUAAUAAUAAUGUCAAUUCCCUUGUUCAAUCUUGGAAUAACAAACUUACUAGGGCAGUUGUCAUGGUCGCUCUUAAGCAUCCUUUCUGACCUGUUUGAAAAUUAGCUUUAUGGUGGCGCUUCAGCUCCAGGCAGUUUUGGAGGAGACAGGUUAUUUGAACCCAUCUCAAACUGGCUUCUGGGUAGGAUAUGGGGUGGAAACGGCUUUGUUUGGCCUGAUGGAUAAUCUCCGAUUGGAGAUAAACAGAGAGUGUGUGACUCUGUUAGUCCUUUGAGAUCACUUGGUGGCUUUCAGUAACAUCAACCAUAAUAUCCCUCUGAGUCACCUAAGAGAGUUGAGACUGGAAGGCACUGCUUUACAGUGGUUCUGCCCCUACCUGUCAGGCAGAUUUCAGAUGGUGUCACUUGGAGACUGUUACAAAAGCUCUCAUGUUGAAGAGUAUCAAGUCCCACAGGGCUCUGUACUGUCUCCAAUGCUUUGAAACAUCUACAUGAAGCCAGUGGAAGAAAGCACAAGAAAAUUUGGUGUAGGCUGCCAUCAGUACACUGAUGACACCCAAAUCUAUUUUCUCCGUAUCAACUUCAUUGGGAGAUGUAUAAUUUCCCUAAAUGCCUGCCUGGAGGCAGUAGUGGACUGGAUUGAGGGGUAACAAACUGAAGCUGAAUCCAGGUAAGGUAGAGAUACUUAUUGUGUGGGGUUAGAACUAAAGAGAUUAUUUAGAGCUACCUGUGUUACCACUCCUCCACUAAAACCUUUGUUCCACUAAAAAGGCAUCCCUGGUUAAUCAGGCAACAUAUUUAUUUUUAUUUAUUUAGAUAUAUUUUAUAUAUAUACACACACACACAUACACAUACACACACUAUUAAUGUAAGUAUUUAUGGAAACUGCAGGUGGCAGGUGCCUCCUUAGACAGUACCUAACAAAGCAAGGAUCACAGUUGUUUGAAUAAGAGCUGAUCCAAGAACAAGAGCUGAUUUUGUGGUAGCAAGCAUGAAUUGUCCCCUUUGCUAAGCAGGGUCCACCUUGUUUACAUUUGAAUGGGAGACAAUAUGUGGCACUGUAAGACUUUCCCUUUAGGAGAUGGGCAUUCUUUGUCUCUGGCUCUAACCUGAGUGCUACAUGCACAUGCACGCACACACAGUUACUAGGGAAUAAAUCCCAUAGUAAAUCCUGUUUAAUUUACAUAGUAAAUUACCAUGUUUGCUGAGUAUGAUUACUCAGAAGUAAAUCCUAAGAAUUUAAACAUGGUUGCAUAUACUCUUUCCCCAUUUGAAGGUACAUCUUGUGUUUUGCUUCAGGCAAAAACAGUGUCUUUCUCUACAGAGUGGCCUUGUUGCGUACUACUAUCCUCAUGAACCUUGCACAAUCUUUUCUGGCUAGAAGUUCCAAAGAAGUGCAGCAAGGAAACUGGGGGGGAAAAUAUUUUCACCUAGCACCAAGAAGCCAGCAUUGUGAUAUAGACUGCUCUUUAACAUGAAGGUUCUACAUCAGAACCAAAUUGCCUGUGACUAUGGAAACUUACUUAACUGUAUUUAGGAAACUAAGCCUCCAUAUUUACAGGUAGUUUGCCUCUCAUAUAGAAGCUCCAUGUUCAAGGGCAGUCUAUACCAGAAUACCAGUUUGUUGGUGCUGGUUGGGACUGGUUUAUGGACUUUCCUUGCUGCACUUCUUUGAAGCUUUCUGGAAGCAUCUGGCUAAGCAUUUUGAGAAAGAGAAUGCUGGACUAGAAUACACAUUCCUUUUCAAGCAGCAUUUUGAUAACUGAGCUUGCAACUCUAUAUGCACAGCCAAGUAAGAAAUAUAUCUUACUUGUUUGUGAGGGUCAUUUUCAGGGGUUGCAGCCUGGCAAUUGGAGAGGGAGGAAGAGGAGCAGGUCAACUCAUCAUACAGGACACUUUGUGGGAAGUUCCCCUUCCUCCCCACACACACCCGCUUCUGAAACAGAAGAGCUAGCCAAGAAGUCACUUGCCUUCAGUGUGGCUUGAGAUUUAAAGGGGAAACUGUUGUUUGUUGUUGUUUAUUCGAUUUCUAUACGCCCUUCCAAAAAUGGCUCAGGGCGGUUUACACAGAGAAAUCACAAACAAAUAAGAUGGAGCCCUGUCCCCACAGGGCUCACAAUCUAAAAGAAACAUAAGACAGACACCAGCAACAGUCACUAGAGGUACUGUGCUGUGGGUGGAUAGGAUAGAGAGAAACUCUUAUCUCCCAUCCCACCCCCUUUAAAUCUCAAGCUGUGAUGAAAUGGCAAACACUUUGCUGGUUAGAGCAGUGGUUGAGAAGGUCCAACAGGCAUGUUGGAAUUCUGAUAGAGUUACAUAGCAAAAGGGAAUUUUGUCGGAGGGCUCCUCCUGUCACUGCAGAUCUCAUUCCGCUAAUGCCUGAUAGAGGGCAUAUCAGGUCUGACAUGCCUGGAGUUCAAUAGGAUGCUUAGCUUCUAGCCACCGCUACUGCCAGUUUGUUUUAAAACUAGAACAAACAUAGGAAAACCAGACCAUAAACUUAAAGGUCAUACAAGUGAGGGAAAGUUACCAGCAUGCUUUAAAGACAGAAGGGACAAAAUGAAAAUAAUGCCUCCCAUCUGAUUCUGAAACGGGAAUGAAACAAGAAAAUAAGGAAGACUAAACAAAUGGUGACAAGGGAAACCUGUUUUGAAGCACACAAACAAAAAGAAAACUUGCCUAGACUUCUUUUAAAGGAAUAACAGCACCAGCCAUUUAGUUCGAAUGACGAGUAGCCUUAGCGAUGGAGGAAGUUAGCUAUAAAAGGGGGAAACAGGUGGCCACAGUCACAAGCGACUGGACUGAACGUCUGGGUUUGUGUGCAAAGUAAUGCUGGUUUGGUUAAUUUGUAUGUCAUUACUCUCCCUAUACUAGCUCUCCAUGCAAGCAUUGUGGCCCUCGUAGUGUGCAGUAUCCCAUGAGUGUUUUGCACACCACAGGCGCUACUGCUCACUCCUAUUUGAGUGGUUGCGCAAAUGUCAAUCUCACAGUAGAGUUGCACAGUCCAAUGGUUGUAUAAUUAUGCAGUUCCAUUCGGCUGUUUUUGCCAUUUUCGCAAUAUCACUUUUGUGCAACUAUUGAAUGUUACUUUAGGAUGCUGCUCCUGAUGCAGACCUUUGGAUUUUUUAUUUCUUUUGCAGCAGUGGAGUUUGGAAUAUGGGGGAUUCUUGUGAAUAGUGCAUACAUUCUGGACACUGUACAUUUGUGUUUAAUGUUGUUUCUGCUGUUAUACAUCAAAAUCAUAAUAAACCAUUUAAAAAGA
Messenger RNA from Hemicordylus capensis (graceful crag lizard), 8388 nucleotides. RefSeq names its product transmembrane protein 245 (gene TMEM245). The transcript has 19 exons. NCBI's taxonomy places the organism in Eukaryota, Metazoa, Chordata, Lepidosauria, Squamata, Cordylidae. The record is from RefSeq and is a predicted model, not a curated record. The coding region runs from base 334 to 3096 and encodes 920 amino acids.